AUGGACCGUGAUUCCGAAAUGUACAGCUACUCCGACCCUGCUUUUUCAUCCGGCGCUUAUGGAGCGGGAAUGAGAAGCGUGAGCGAACAGGACACCAUCUCAGCACCUUUGCCUUACGCUUCAACCGGCGCGGCAMCUUUUCCUCUCCGCGCUGAUUUCCUCACACAACCCAAACACUCGAAUAAUCACCAUCAUGUUGGCCCAAUGAAUCCUUCAGACGGAACCCAAAUGUCAACUCAUGGGAGUUUGGCGCAACACGGUACCUCGCAGAUCGGCAGGGACGUUACGAGUGCAGGGCGCGCUACAUCAUCCUUGCAGCCCUCGACUACUUCUCAUCAUGAUGGUACUCCCGCAAAGUCAUUCACUCAUUCACAUCGAAUCCCAGACCUGGAGCUCAACAUCCCUCCUCCUGUUACCCGAGCCUCGCRAUUCAUACGACAUCUUAGACAGAUUGCGCUGGAGUGCGUGAAGCACGGAGGCGCGGAGGGCGAGAUCUACCGCUCGACCGCAAUAGUAUACCUCUAUGCUUCCGCUGGUCUUACGCUAUGGAGGUACUACGCGCCAGAAUUGCAAGCUUCGCUCGAGGACUCCUGGGACAAGGAGGAAACGAACCCGAUCAACCUGGGAGAAGGCUCUCAAUACCUCCACACCAUGCGCAAGCAUCUACAUGAUGUCCAUGGGCCUAGGUCUGCGAGCCAAGCCUACGUUAUGUCGCAGCCCGCCGUGCUUGUCACAAAAGUAAAAGGCUAUCUCUUCGGCCAACUGCUUCGGAAAGCGCAGGAAGACGGGCUUGCAACAGACAGGUUCCAGCUCCCUGUCGACAUGCAAACAGCCAUCGGCCUGGUCAUGGGUAAUCCCGACACUCUGCGCUCAGACGUUGCAGAGGUCAUGUGCCUUACCCGACUGCUUGACCCAGGCUGUGACUUCUUGGUUAGGCMGGAGUCAAUUAUGAGCACGUUUGCCGAAGCUCUCCGCGCACAGCUUGACGGCGAUGGCUUCACGCAUUCCACAAUAUCUGCUCCAGCUACGACUUCCACCAGCAGCCAAGAGGACAUGCAGGAUGUUCAUAUACCCAGAUUUUUGGAGGGUUUCGGUCCGAUGCCACCACGUCACCCAAGUACAGUAGACGAGGAUGCUGCGGCAUACGACAGCUACUUCACGACGACAGCACGGUUGAGGCUUGAGGUCAAGGAUUCGGAAGCCAAACAAGCUUCUGACCUUGCGGAUGUGAUAAACAGCUCUCACUCCUACCAAAGGCAAAUCUACGAGGCAAUGUGCAUGGAGCCAAGUGAUCCCGUAGCGACAGCAAAGGCCACAGCMAGCUUCCGAAAGACUCUCGAGAGUUUCAAGCCAGAUCUUGAGCCCAGCCGGGUGAUGAUGCUCACAGCCAUGAAGCAGCUGACUGUGAUCAUCGAUCUUCACCAGAAUGGGACUCAGCUCUUGACGCGCGAGAGGAACCCUAUCACCGCAACUGGCGACAAGUAUGCUAAGAAAAAGGAUCUGGAAAUGAGCAUCAAGGAUCGCAUUAACGAGGUGAAGAAGGCGUACCGGGAGGAGAAGUUGAUCGCUUCGGAUUGCUGCACCGAACGGACUAAGAUCCAUCGACUGGCUUGGAGUCCUACAGUCUACCAAAUGAUGAAGCGACAUCAUGCUGGGAGUAAUGACGUCAAGGCAAAGAGUAAGAAAGACUCUGAUAAGGCGCUGGGGAUUACCACGGGCAGACCGCGCGCUCCUCAGUAA
Molecule: messenger RNA, 1740 nt
Organism: Ramularia collo-cygni
Lineage: Eukaryota; Fungi; Ascomycota; Dothideomycetes; Mycosphaerellales; Mycosphaerellaceae
Exons: 2
Coding region: 1-1740 (579 amino acids)
Source: RefSeq, a predicted model, not a curated record